UAUACAUAUCUACCAAGGGGAUGGUAGAGUGGGGUUGGGGAGGAUGAUCUUCAAGUGGAACAAUAGUGUGAUUCAUAUCUGAUCCUACAAAUUCCUAUCCAUAGGUGAUGUCCAUAAGGCCUGGAAGCACGGAGGCCAGGACAAGCGCCGAAGCCCCGCCCAUCAACACCAAAGAUCUGCAGGAGGCACAGGCCAGGGUAACCGGGCAACAGGAGGUUACCAAGCAACAGGAGUCAACUGCCAGAGAGGGUAGGAUACCUACAUGUAUGGUCGCUGAUGCACUCUCGCAGUCAGACGGAGACGAGAGUCGUGAAAGGGAGCCGCGAGAGGGUGCUAAUCCUAAUGUUAGCAGUUAUGAACAUGAAGAGCAGGUGAUGUCCAUAGGGCGUGGAAGCAAGGAGGCCAGUACAAGCGCCGAAGCCCAGCCCAUCACCACUAAGGAAACCACCACCAAAGAUCUGCAGGAGGCACAGGCCAGGGUAACCAGGCAACAGGAGGUUACCAAGCAACAGGAGUCAACUGCCAGAGAGGGUAGGAUACCUACAUGUAUGGUCGCUGAUGCACUCUCGCAGUCAGACGGAGACGAGAGUCAUGAAAGGGAGCCGCGAGAGGGUGCUAAUCCUACUGUUAGCAGUUAUGAACAUGAAGAGCAGAGUACAUCCAGGUGGAGAAACAAGCACCGUCAUGGAAAACAUAGAGACAGGAGUGAACAUUCAUCAGAUAGAAGGGUGAAAAAAUAUCAGAAGACAUCUAAGGAUAUCAACAGUGUGAAGAGUGAUAUUAGAUGUUUCUCCGAAGAUGAUGACAGCGAUGAAUGGCUACCCUCAGGAUCUGGAAAGAGUGAAGAUGAAUCAGACGAUGAGGGUGAAAUUGAAUCAGAAAUUGAUUCAGAUGUUGACGUGGAACUUCAGCGCUUACUGGAAGACUAUGAUGACACAGUUAGCGAUUGUGACAGCGCCAGUUCAGAAGAUUUCCCGCUGGGGAUGUAUGUCUUGACAACAAAGAACAGCAAAAAUAAAAGGAAGUGGGACAAACAUCAGUGUUGCCCUUACUGUAUGAUUGAAGUUGCUAAACUACCCAGACAUCUUGAAGCAGCGCAUGGAAACGAAACUGAAGUUGCCCAAGCCUUAUCUUUCCCUAAAAAGAGCAAAGAAAGGAAGAAUCUGUUGGCUCUAAUAAGGAACAAAGGAAACCAUGCCCACAACGUACAAGUUCUGAAACAAAACAGAGGGUACAUUAUACCUGCUAGAAGACCAACUUACAUUUCCAAUCCCCGUGACUACAUCCCAUGUGAUGAAUGCUUUGGGUACUACCUGCGUAUGGAUAUGUGGCGACACAAAAAAAACUGUUUCAUGAGACAAUCCGAUCUACGAAAAAAAGGUGGGAAAUCCCUGCAAGCUCGAUGUGAAACACUCUUGCCUUUGCCAGACUCAGUGCCCAGGAAACUGAAGGAGAAGGUCUUUGCAACAAUGACUUCAGGUGAAAUAUCAUUCAUAGCCAGGCAUGACCCCAUGAUCAUUAAAUUGGGCUGUCAGUUUCUGAAUCAAGUAGAGCUCACUUCUCAGAACUACCAGUAUGUAAGUUGUAAAAUGAGGGAGGCAGCAAGACUUCUGCAGGAGAUGAGGAAACUUGAUUCCUCUGUACAAUCAUUAGAAGAUUGUAUUAAUCCGAAUAAGUUCAGAGACAUCACACAAGCAGUGAAAAACUUAGCAGGACAUAAUGAAGACACUGGGAGAUACGUAACACCCUCACUUGCCCUCAAACUAGGGCACUGCUUGAAACGGUGUGCCAAGAUUUUGAAGAGCAAGGCUUUGCAGCAUGCUGAUCCAGUUAUGAAGGCAAGAGCCACAGACUUUAACGAUUUAUGUGUUUUGGAGUGGAGUCAGAAUGUGUCGAGUGCAGCCUUGACAACACUUCAGCAGCGGAAAUGGCACAAACCGACUACUCUUCCAAUUUCAAGUGACGUAUCGAUAGUGCACCGAUAUGUGACGGCAAGGAUCAGAGAAUGUGCCGCAACAAUUCAGCAGGAAUCGCAGAACCCUGCAGUCCAAUACAGCAUGCUUUCUUCAGCCUUACUUUGUCAAUUAGUAAUGUUUAACAGAAGAAGAUCAGGGGAAGCUGAACGGAUAAAAGUAAGUGACUUCCAGAAUCGCAAGAUUGAAGAAAAUAGUGAUGUGUUGGAUGGCCUGUCUUGUUGGGAGAAGAAGCUGUGUGCAGGUCUGCACCAUGCAGUGAUAUGUGGAAAAAGAGGAAGAAGGGUGCCGAUUCUUCUAACAGGGCAAAUGAUAGAGGAUAUAGAGCUGCUGAUAUCACAGAGAGGACCAGUUGGAGUAGAUGAAAGCAACGGCUUUCUCUUUGCUAGACCUUCAGGUAACUUCCCGUAUCGAGCUUCAGACUGUCUCAGGAAGUUCGCAGAUGAGAGUAGUGCAGAACAUCCAGAAUACAUUACAUCAACAAAACUUCGCAAGCAUGUUGGAACCAUGGCACAAGUACUCUCUUUGCGUAACAAUGAGUUGGACCUGCUAGCUGGGUUUAUGGGUCACAAUAUAGAUGUUCACCGGAACUUCUACAGGCUCCCUGAGAACACCCUACAAGUUGCGAAGAUCUCAAAACUUCUUCUGUUGAUGGAGAAGGGCACCCUAGCCAACUUUGCAGGACAGUCACUGGAUGACAUCAACGUGAGCCUGGAUGGUAAGUUAUUUACUGAUGGAAUCAUGCAAAAUGAGUUGGAACUCUCUAAGCACAUGCUUCUCCUUUUGUUUCAAUGCAUUUAG
Lytechinus variegatus (green sea urchin) is the source of this 2774-nucleotide messenger RNA. RefSeq lists its product as uncharacterized. Bases 108 to 2774 code for a protein of 888 amino acids. The transcript is spliced from 7 exons. The record is from RefSeq and is a predicted model, not a curated record. Lineage: Eukaryota; Metazoa; Echinodermata; Echinoidea; Temnopleuroida; Toxopneustidae.